AAUAUUUUGUGAACCCAACCUGGCAACCACAAAGGGGCCUGGUCGAGGAAAAUAAUUGGCCACAGCAGCAGACUACUUGGCAUUAAAGACGGCUGGCGUUUGGAUCUGCGGUAACCUUUUUCCAGAAGCUACUGUAGACUUUGUUGCCAGCAUCAAACUCGCUUCCUCUCGGCUGCAGGAAAAAGGAGAAAAGCCUCUGCUUGUGAACAAAUGCUAUAGGCCUGGAUUUGAGCUUUGUUGGUCCAUUCUUCCUGCCAGUUGUGAUCUUUUUUUGGCAUCUUCUUAAGCAAGGACAGUUCUACUAUUCAAAAUUGGAACUUUUUUUUUUUAUACAUCCAGCGUGGUGUUUGACACUCGCUCAAAAAUGGCCAUGUCGCAGGGGGGAACCGCAGAAAGGAUGAAAGAGAAGAUCAGUGCUGUCAGAGCGGUUGUUCCCAACAAAAGCAACAAUGAGAUUGUGCUGGUAUUGCAGCAUUUUGAGAACAGCGUCGACAAAGCAGUGCAGGCUUUCUUGGAAGGAAGUGCGACUGAGAUCCUGAAAGAAUGGAAUGUCACUGGCAAAAAGAAGCCCAAGAAGAAAAAGAAGCCCAAGCCUCAGCCGGAGCCCUCCGCCGAGGCUGUCCAGCCCGAGGCCGCCAUGUCGGAGGAGGGCAAGGACGAGAUGAACGGCUUUCACGCCAACGGCUCAGUAAUGGAUGGGGAGUCUCUCGAUUCGCUGAGUGAACAGUUGGACUCUGCUUCUUUGGAUGCGGCCGAGCUGGACUCUGAACCCGCUACAUCUGAGACUACCGGUGCAGAAGCAGAAAGUCAAGGUAGUGCUCCAAGUCCCGCCUCUCAGCAGGGGGGGAGGAAUCACCAGGGUCCCAGGGGCAACAAGUCCAGACACAGGCUAGGCUCAAAUUCACACCCCCCCUCAUCCUCUUCAGCAGCAGCAACCGGCGAUGAGCCGGGAUCAUCAGGGGGAAAGAAGAUAGCUUCCACCAUUGACCGCUCAGUGAAAGACCUGCAGAGAUGCACGGCCUCCUUGACGCGUUACAGGAUGGUGGUGAAGGAGGAGAUGGACUCUUCCAUCAAGAGGAUGAAACAGACGUUUGCUGAGCUGCAGAGCUGUUUAAUGGACAGAGAAGUGACUCUUCUUGGAGAGAUGGACAAAGUAAAAGCUGAGGCCAUGUCGAUCCUGGAUGCUCGGCAGAAGAGAGCCGAGGAGCUGAAGCGCCUGACGGACAGAUCUGCCUCCAUGUCGGAGGAGCAGCUGACUGAACUACGUGCUGACAUCAAGCACUUUGUGAGCGAGCGUAAAUACGACGAGGACCUCGGCAAAGCCGUGCGGUUUACAUUUGAACUUGAGCCGCUGAAGACGAGCAUCUCUGGUUUUGGAUCAGUGUACCAUCCUCGGACGGGCUACUCCAAUCGCUCCCGUUGUAGCUCCACGUCGUCCUCCAUCGCCGGCCCAAGUCAGGUUGAGACGCCUCCCCCCACCCAGGUCCAAAGCACCCCCAGUGAAACCCGCCCUCCCCCAGCUAAACAGACCCUCCCACUAACUCUUUUCAAUGAAGAAUAAAAUUCAAGUUUACAUGUUUCAGUCAGAUGAGCUGUAGUGCCGCCGCUCUCCAUCAUUCUACAUCCUUCCGACUUGAAAAGCUGUCACUCUUCUGUAAUCACUCUUCCUUUUCUACUCCUCUCCUGGUGGUCAAGGUUAACCCUUUCUAUCCUGGACCCCCCCCGAGAGCCUCUGCCUCAUCGCUCUGUCACUCAAAUGUUGACCACAACAAUCUGUGCACUGUUGAGGCUGAACUCCUGGUACUUUUUUCUGCCGUGGCGCUGACAGCUUUCUGAUUUGAAGGUCAGAUCAUACGUUUUUUUUUUGUUCUUGUCUCCCAGAACCAUUUCAAUGCCUUCACUGUCGGAGUGAACGUGCACAACUAGUUCUAGCACGACAUGCAAUCAACACUACAUCUUAAUCUUUACAGUGACAGACAUAUCUGACGGUGAAAUCCAGUCGUUUUCGGGGCUUUUCGUGAAGCUGCUACAAACUGUGGGAGAACUCGUUGGCUGCAAAAAAGUUUCCUCGUUGGAGUCGGUCAACAUUUGCAAACGCACUUACUUCCCAAUGCUGUCCGAGCAUCAGAGAUGACUGCUCGACUUAAGAACAGGAAGUGUCUCCUAAAGCCCUGCAGAUGUUUACAAGCUGCCCUCUAAAGCUCACGAUGGAAAACUUAAUCUGAGGUUUUUCUAGGGGGGGGUUCUGAAUUUGCUGUGAAGCCCAUUUCAGCCCACCAAGCCCACUAAUAGCAUCAGAGGCUACCUUUAGGAAGUAAGUGCAUUUGCAAACAUGCCUCCUGUCUCUGAAGCAGUGAUGUAAUCCCUCCUAUUAGCCAAUGGGCUUCAUGUAUGCUGUGUUUUCUAAGAGAGGGCUUAUUACCUGUUUUUUUCUUAUAAAUGUUAGGAUUCAACAAAGAAAGCUCCUUUGUUGUGCACAUGCUGUUUCAUGUGAGCAUUUAUCCAGCUGUUUUUUUCUUCAUUCUUUUCCUUCCACUUGUGCAGUUUGUUCCAUGUUAUAUGCACACAAAUGGCAUCUUGAUGUCAUGCUUGCCUUUAGUCACAGACUUCACAUUUGCCUUUCUACAAACAUGGAUGUCUGCAUCUGAUUUUUUUUUUUUUUUUACAGGGACCCCUGGUGAAUCCUCAUCUCGUAGUCGUGCACACGGGCCGAGCUGCAAACGUGUAGAUGGGAAAACGAAUUGUGUUACAUUAUUGCUGCAUAAUGUGUCUUCAUAAAGUGUUGUCUUCCUUCUUGCAGACUUUUAGGGGAAAGAACAAAUUAUAAGUUGUUUACCUUUCCUGGGUUUUUUUUUUCUUUCUGUCGAUGGAAAGUUUCUUGUUUGACAUAAAGAGAUUUGCUCUUGUAGUUAAAUUAGUUAAUAUUGUGGAGAAAUUAGUGCAAAGUUGUUUGCAGGCUUUGGUAAAUAAAUACUGUUGAGAUUUGACUGAAGGAAUAGUUGAAAUAUUUUCAGGAAUAUGCUCGUUGGCUCCUUUUGUCAACUAUUAGAAUAUGUAUAAGGCUAUUACGGGGAAUCUGGUGGCUUGGUUUGACCCGGUUCAGGAUGGUUUCACCCCCACUACAGUCGACGGUCCACAAAGAAGCUGGGGAGUGGUUCUGUAUCAGCUGAGCUUAAGAAAUGCAAUUGCCUCAAAUCUGUUUUUUGUCACUUUUCUGCAUCUUUGUAGUUUCUGUGGUUCUUGAGCUUCUUUGUGUCAUUCUGAUGAACUCAAAGGAGAAAAGUCGGUACAGCUGCAGCUUUCUGUGCAUGAGGAGGCAGCAGGAAAGUUUAAAAAAAGCUGGAACUUUCUUUGUUCUUUUUUGGUGGACACUUUUGGAGUCGACUCAUGUAAAUGUACGAGGGUUUACAUGGUGUUUUGGCUGGUAGACUUCAGCUGCACGAAGCACGGCUCGCACACGCUCAGAAGCAACCGAAAAAAUCCAAUCUAAGCAGGCUUGAUGGAUAAAGAUGCUUUCCUCCAAAUGUUCGCUCAGUUUGCUUCAAAGAGGCUCAAACUUUAUUUCCUUUUUUUACUACAAAGCUUUCAUCUAAAUCCGCUUUCGUUCAUUUCAUCCAUUUGCAGUCAAAAACUUUUUUUUGCAUCACAUUCCAAACUCCAGAGAUUUUAGGCCAAGACAUGAUCUCAUCCUGUUAAAUCACUUUUUUCUCUCUCUCUUAGGCUGUUAAAAAACUAUGUCCUCCAGGGAAAAAUACCUUCUUCUCUUUCCUGCUUUCUACCCCGCUCCCGGAUUCCUUCUGUAUAUACAUCUGUAGCUAGGACUUUGUGCUCACAUGGGGCAUUUCUUUUUGUUUUGUAUUUGUUAUUAAUACUAAACACGAUGAAUUCUCAAACAUCUCAGUCAUUCAUUCUUCUACAAAACUUGUGAGACGACUGUAAACUCAAGUGCCUUCUCUUGUCUCCCACUGACUCCCAACCACGUUUCCACCAGUUUGGACCAAAGACAUCAGCCAUCCCUGACCACCCAGGCCUCUUUCUCCCCCCCUCACUGAAUGGCACACUUUUCAUUUACUAAAAAUAAAACAAUUUGCAAUACAAA
Messenger RNA from Oryzias melastigma (Indian medaka), 4099 nucleotides. It is a transcript of the gene spats2, whose product is annotated as spermatogenesis associated serine rich 2. Gene Ontology annotation, molecular function: protein binding. Gene Ontology annotation, cellular component: cytoplasm. The record is from RefSeq and is a predicted model, not a curated record. NCBI's taxonomy places the organism in Eukaryota, Metazoa, Chordata, Actinopteri, Beloniformes, Adrianichthyidae.